UUCCGUCUUUCUCUCCCUUGCAUACAUUUAUAGUCCAGCUGUCCGUCUCCACAUUCACUCUAUCAGGAGUGAGGACAGAAGAGAAGACGUGCUACUACUGCACAGAAAGAAGAGAGAAGAGGGACCACAAAGCAACUGGAAGAAAAGGAGAGAGCAGAAGAAAGAAAAGUCAUAGACUGGUAGAGAAAUUGAAGAAACGUGCCUAAGCAAGAAACCUGGCCUAUUUCACAGUGCAACUUCUUCUCAACAUCUAAUUCAGAGACUCUACCAUUGUGUGUGUAUGUCUGUCUGAGUCCUUCUCUUUUGUCAACACUCCUGGAGGUGCUUAUUUCUCUGUGCUCAUAAGAGCCUGUUGAAGGUGUGUGUGAGGAUGCGGCCCCAGUGUGUUCUACUCUUUUGUAUGUGUAUCUUUGUGUUUCUCCACCACGCCAUUUCACAGCCACCCACAGAAACUGACACCUACACGGAAUGUACAGAUGGGUAUCAUUGGGAUCCACAGACCCAACACUGCAAAGAUAUAAAUGAAUGUGAGACAAUCCCUGAGGCCUGCAAGGGUGAAAUGAAGUGCUUCAACCACUAUGGUGGGUACCUGUGCCUCCCUCGCUCUGCUUCAGUCAUCCCAGCCCCUGAUCCACCCAACCAGAUCCACCCCAGCUUGGAGAACACGGCCAGUGAGCCAUUCAAUCCAUGUCCUCCAGGUUUUGAGCCCCAGGGAGACAGCUGCCUGGAUGUGGAUGAGUGUGAACGGGACACUCAUGACUGCCAACCCAGUCAGCAGUGUUUCAAUACAGAAGGCUCCUUCACGUGCCAAUGUCCAGAUGGUUAUCGCAAAGUGGGCACAGAAUGCAUUGACAUUGAUGAGUGCCGGUACCGCUACUGUCAACAUCGCUGUGUUAAUGUCCCUGGCUCAUUCUCUUGCCAGUGUGAGCCUGGUUUCCAGCUGGCUGGCAACAAUCGCUCCUGUAUCGAUGUUGAUGAGUGUGGCAUGGGGGCCCCCUGCAGUCAGAGGUGUUAUAACACAUAUGGGACAUUCCUCUGUCGCUGUGAGCAGGGUUAUGAGCUGGGACCAGACGGCUUUGCUUGCAAUGACAUAGAUGAAUGCAGCUCCUCCAGUUACCUGUGCCAGUAUCAGUGUGUAAAUGAGCAUGGAAAAUUCUCCUGUGUCUGUCCUGAUGGCUAUCAGCUCCUGGGCACACGUCUCUGCCAAGACAUAAACGAAUGUGAGACUGGAACUCUCCAGUGCUCUGAUGGACAAACUUGUGUGAACAUUCAUGGAGGCCAUAAAUGUGUCAACUCCAAAAGCUGUCAGGAACCCUAUGUGCAAGUGUCUGACAAUCGCUGUACAUGUCCCGUCACAAAGCCUGGCUGUCAAGACCUGCCCUAUUCCAUAGUGCAUCGCUACAUGAGUAUCACCUCAGAGCGCUCCGUUCCAUCAGAUAUCUUUCAGAUCCAGGCCACCAGUGUCUAUCCUGGAGCCUAUAACACCUUCCGCAUCCGCUCUGGAGAUGACAAUGGAGACUUCUACAUCAGGCAAAUCAACAACAUCAGCGCCAUGCUUGUUCUCGCCCACGCUGUGAAUGGCCCCAGAGAGUAUGUGCUGGAUCUGGAGAUGGUUUCCAUCAACCCCCUCAUGAACUUACACACCAGCUCUGCUCUGCGCUUAACAAUCUACGUGGGGCCUUAUGCCUUUUAAUGGAAAGAGAUAUAGAGAUUGCUAGAGAGGGAAAAAGAGGUUGAGGGGUGUUAGCACUGAUUGAUUCAUCCAACAAGGAGGGGUUAUGAGCUGAAUAUGUCUGCCUCUGUAAUAUUGUAUAGAGGUCUCAUGAGCGAUGUACCAAUCUAUACAACUACUACAUCAUAAAUUAUAAAAAGGGGUAUUAGAGACAGGCACUCUAUUUUUAAGACAAAAUGUCUUACCAACUUACUAUAUUGUGUCUUAUUGUAUUUAACAGCUGCACUAUGACUCCAAACCUGCUGUACGACCCAUGUAGCCUUUGUCUUUUGCCACUCUCCCGUUGUUCUUGUUGUUGUUGUUUUUUUAAUUAGCCUCUUUCUCAGGAUAAGGGGUGCAGCUAUCGUCUCAGAGCUAUUGACUCUUUCCAUUGGUAUGGUCUCCAAGUGCAGAAUUCAGCAAUAAUUUUAAAUCGAUCCAAUUUAAUUCGUUGUAUUAACAACAAUAUCAAGGUACCAAAACUGUAUAAAUACAUCUGUGUAUGUUUGUAGUGUUAAGCUUUAGUCUCUGUUAAUUUUCCACUAUCUAAGUUCUUUUCUUGAGUUCAGUAUUUGUUUUUAUUCAUUGUUGUUAUGCAGUAACCACUCAGUCAUUCCAACUUUCUGCCUUCAACCAUCAUCAAUAAUGCUCACAUUACUUUGUGUCGUUUGUUCUAUACCACGCUGCCAGUGUUCAAUCCUGGAUUUAUUACUGUAAUAAAUUUGAUAAGACCAUAAAAAUCUGGUUCCAGACCCACAUUUGUUUGCAUUCCUUUGGGCAUGUUUUCUUGUUAUCACUUUGCUUUGCUUCCUCUUCCACCUAAUGGAACGUCUUGCUCACAUGCCCUGCUGCCCACCCUUCCAAUCUCUUAAAGUCAUCUAAUCAUGGGAUAGACUAGAACCCUGCUAUUGAACUGUCCACCUCUUUGCUGCCUCAUUAGCACAUCCCUGAUGAGAUAGAGAACUGAAAUAAAAUAGGUUUUGUUGGGAAUAUGUACAUAGCCAUUUAGGGGAGACUGGGGCAAGUUGUUACAAGGGCUAGACCAUAGUAACUAUAAGGUUUUGAGACAAAAGUCCAAUUAUAUAAAUGUGUUUUCUUCAGCAGUGUUUUUGUAUGGUUUCAGAAUCAGUGCAAAAUCAAAACACCAACCAAACCAAAAAUCUGAAAUAGUUUAAAAUCCUCUUAAAUUUGAAUCAUUUUUGUGAAUUCUGUGCUCUAAGCUUAAUUUCCAGUCAUAUUUUUUGCUAUUUCUGAUGGUUAAACAGGUGAACACAAUAAAACAACACUGGAAUAUAUUCAUACAAGAGUCAGCUAUGAUAUGAAGGUAGAUUUUUACUGAAAGGUUGAGCUUUGUAAUCAUGCAUUUCAGGUCGGGCCAGUUUUGGGUGUAAUCCGACUACAAAUUAACUUGUAUUAGUAAUAUAAUUACGUAUAAAAGUAGUGUAACACAUACAAUUUGUAAUUAUUGUAAUCAGAUUACAGUUACUGACUUUUAAUUUAAUUACUUUUAAUUACAUUACUAGGGUUACAAAUAUUUCUAAAAUAAUAUUAUGUAGAAUACAUUUAAAACAUGCAUUAUGUUAAUAUAUACAUCUUUUUGCAUUUCUUAGACAUCUGAAGGGUGUGUGCCCCCUAACAAGUCAAUGAACAAAGAGGAUAUGUAGACAAUAUUUUGAAUUUGUUAAGUGGAAAGGGGUUUUAGAAUGUAACUUAAAGGGAUAGUUCACCCCAUAAUGACAAUUCUCUCAAAUCAUUUACUCACCCUCAUGCCAUCCCAGAUGGGUAUUACUUUCUUUCAUCUGCAGAACACAAAUGAAUAAUUUUAGAACAAAAUCUCAGCUCUGAAGAUUCAUACAAUGCAAGUGAAUGGUGACCAGAA
This is a messenger RNA of Myxocyprinus asiaticus (Chinese sucker), 3590 nucleotides long. Its product is annotated as EGF-containing fibulin-like extracellular matrix protein 2. Gene Ontology annotation, molecular function: calcium ion binding. The transcript has 11 exons. The record is from RefSeq and is a predicted model, not a curated record. NCBI's taxonomy places the organism in Eukaryota, Metazoa, Chordata, Actinopteri, Cypriniformes, Catostomidae. The coding region runs from base 371 to 1693 and encodes 440 amino acids.